Molecule: messenger RNA, 762 nt
Organism: Pseudovirgaria hyperparasitica
Lineage: Eukaryota; Fungi; Ascomycota; Dothideomycetes; Acrospermales; Acrospermaceae
Exons: 3
Coding region: 1-762 (253 amino acids)
Source: RefSeq, a predicted model, not a curated record
AUGCAGCCUACAACUAUAACCAUUAUUUUAGCCUAUCUGGGCGUCCUCAGUACAGCCGCAGUUAUUCCCGUCGAAGUUGAGAAACGAACACUAGGAGACCGUAACGAUCCAUUCCAGGUCGACGUCGACUGUUCUGGCGCAGAUGCGGUCUGUAACCUCGACUGCUACGGUAUACUGUGCUUUCUAGUACCGAAUCCUACCCAGCGACAGAUUGGAAUCUCUGCGACUCACAGACAAGACUCUGGUGUCGAUGCACGCCCACUGUAUCUCACCGAGCAGCAACGAUUCGAUAGAGGAUUGAACCACACAGACACAAUCUUGAACCAGAUCGGUAGAAGCCCUGAGGAAAUUACAAUGGCUUCCUCCGCACAGGGGGGCAGUGGUGAUAUCCUAGGUCCAACUCAAGUCAAUCAGAAUGAAGAGAUUGGUUCCCGCAUCAGUGGCCAGCUGUCUCAUCUCGGCGUCGGUGACAGGCAAUGGUACUUCAGACGCUUCACGAACUACGCACAUGCUCCUUACUGUGAUGCUUUGCAAGCAUCACCACCAGAUCACAGUGUCUGUCCGGAGGAUGGCAAAGACGAUACUGAUCCUGCGAGGAUCUCCUUUGUGCGCAUGGACGCUCGCGGACCGAAUAACCGCAUUCAGUAUCAUAUGAUGUCGUUCAAUGCCGGAGAUCGAUGGACAGGAAAGAACUGGGCCCGAGUUUCGAAACGUGAGGAUGAGGAGGUUAAUGAAGAGGAUCCUUAUGUUAUCAAACAGUAG